AUGUGUAGCGGUGAGUAGCUUCUGGCCACAUCUCUAUUGGACUUAUUUUCAGAAAGGAUGAAUCGGCUUUGUGAUUUGAUCGACAGAAAGAUUGAUGACGGAACUUUUGUGCCGAUGGUCAAUGCGGCGCAUUCCUCAAUGCGUCAAAUAGGGAAAGUAAGUAUUUGAUUCGAAAGUUCAUUGGCCGGAAACGCAGGAAAUCGAAAUCUAACUAGAUCAGGACCGAUGACAAACAAUAGAUGAAGAAGAAGGAAAAAUGAGCCUAGUUCUGCUCGAAAUGAGAAAAGGCGUCUAAUGGAAAAUGUUGAUGCGGGCGGGAGAAACACGAGCGAAUACUUGGCAUCAAACGGGCUAAUCUUAAAAAUAGAUACGUGCACGAGUAGAAUAUCGAUUAAAUGUUUGUCGGUGAUUUACGAAUUGGCAAGAAAAAAUACUAAACGAGCAGGUGGAAUAUCCAUCGGUUCGUGUAUUGUGUACACCUAGAAAGUAAGCGCUUUCCAGAUCGAAUGUGGCAAAUGGAAAACAGCACAGCUUAAGGCAGCUUUUGUUAGAGAAAUCUAAAGCUUUCCGAAGGAUUUUUAAGGCCUGAACAUUCGACACAGGUGCAAAACUCAAAACACCACACCAAACUUCUCAAUGUCGGAUUUGAGUAUCUUGGGUCCACGUUUUAGAUCAGAUGAUUGACUCUGGAGAUGUAAGAAUAGGAGAAUUCCAAGCUUCUGCAAAAAACGCGGCUUUUUUGGCAUCGAAUCACAGACUAGUUAAUCCGAUCGGUCUGAAAAUGUGGCUCAAGAUACUUCAAUCCAAACCUAGAAAGGAUGUAAUGUUUGGGUCUUAUCGGAAAAUUGGACAUAAAAAAUUAAACGAAUGGAUGCACAUCGCAAGAAAUAAGAAAUUAUAUGACCAAUCAUGCAUGUUUCAGUUUCUCGUUCUAUUUGUCUACUUCAUUUCAACAUUCCUCGCCUUCACAUCGUUCUUCAUCAUCAUUCCAUACGAGCAAUUGUGAGCCGAAGACUUCCACAUUUCCAAGUGUAUAUCUUCUUUUUCAGAUACAAACCAUUAUGGUUCCUCAUUUCGCUAGGCAUUCUUGGCGCGUAUUUCCUUUUUAACAUCCAAUAUCACUACUACAAAGCGAGAACAAUACAACCUGUUCUCAAUCCAGGAGUGAGUUUACUCCGUAUGUAUCUUUUCUUCAUAUUUCUUCGUUUUAGGAGGAAGGCGAUGCCUUUUGUGAGAAAUGCAACUACUGGAAAAGUGAACGAGCUCAUCACUGUUCAGUUUGUGAAAAGUGACUGUUUUUUUACUUUUAAUUUAGCUAUUGGGGAUAAUUAAAGAAAAGCCCUCCAUGUUAUAAACAACCUUAGCAAAGCCCCCACCAGUACAAAAAAGGUGGGGCUUUUUCCUGACGACGGGGGGUCUUUCUUGAACGCUUCUCUUUAACAACCGCCCCCCGCCAGUGCAAAGUGGGGAGUUUUUUGAAUUAUGGGGGGACUAUUUUUUUGAAUUUUCCUGGCUAUUAUGAUUUUGUUUCAGAUGCGUGCUUGGGAUGGAUCAUCAUUGCAUUUGGAUAAAUCAGUGCGUUGGCUCACACAAUCAUCGGCAUUUCUUCCUUUUCAUUGCUAACUUGACACUAGCGGCUGCAACUAUUAUCAUUGCAGGAUUCCCGUCUUUCUGCGAUCACAUUUACAUUGUACGUUUUCCCAUUUAGUCGACUAUUGCUCAAACAUUUGCUACAGGAAACAUCGAAAACGACGUUCUGUACGACUAUUCUGGACAACGCACCACUUCAGGACACUAUUUGCGAGUAUGACGGUGAGUUUGCCUGUCUGAAUAGGAGAACAAACAUUUCGGCUCUAUCUGAGUAAUCAGGGUCCAUAAUAAUGAUCAGGAGCCAAGGUCGACUUACAGGAUCCAAAAUAAUAAACGGGUUCCACGAAUACACAUGUUUAAAAUAUCAAGAAUAGGCAGGUUCCAAAGAAUAUGCAUUUUCAAAAUAUUGAUGUAAAAUAAAUUUUUUCAAAAAUCGUUUCAAUUGGAUACAUUUCAGGCUUUGCGAGAACGUCAGUUGUCUUUUGCUACCUGCUCAGUGGAAUUCUUCUCAUGAUGGUCGGUGGUUUAACGCUCUGGAACGUCUAUCUCAUUUCCAUCGGAUGCACUUACAUCGAUUACUUAGUACAAAGAAAAAAGAACACGCAACUCAUAAAACGUUCUGAAUUUUCAGAGACUAACGGGAUCGAGAAAACGGAUAAAUGCACGAAACAGAUUGAACAAGGGUUUGAAAAGCAACUGGAAGAACUUUUUGGGACUCCGAAGGAACCGGACGUUCUUCCGAUGCGUCAUCAUGCCCACGACGCUCCCACCAGUCACAUACGAGAGCGCACACGGCCGACCGGAUGUUUUUCAAGUCGUUUAA
Caenorhabditis sp. 36 PRJEB53466 is the source of this 2413-nucleotide messenger RNA. The record is from the annotation of a GenBank genome assembly. Lineage: Eukaryota; Metazoa; Nematoda; Chromadorea; Rhabditida; Rhabditidae.